This is a messenger RNA of Penicillium canariense, 2490 nucleotides long. RefSeq names its product pumilio/puf RNA-binding domain-containing protein. The coding region runs from base 1 to 2490 and encodes 829 amino acids. NCBI's taxonomy places the organism in Eukaryota, Fungi, Ascomycota, Eurotiomycetes, Eurotiales, Aspergillaceae. The record is from RefSeq and is a predicted model, not a curated record. Gene Ontology annotation, cellular component: cytoplasm. Gene Ontology annotation, molecular function: mRNA 3'-UTR binding. Gene Ontology annotation, biological process: post-transcriptional regulation of gene expression. The transcript is spliced from 7 exons.
AUGGCUACCCUAGCUGGGCCCUCCAUGCUUGCUCGAAUGAACAAAGAAGGGAGGUUUUUGGCUCAUGAUGGCGGGGUCGACGUACGAGACCUUUCGUUCGGACGUCAUGCUUCAGGAUACCAGCACUCGAGUAGCCGGCACAGCCACUCAGAUCCUGAUGAAGUGUCGCAGUAUGGAAACACGCAAAACCCGUCGGGCGGGGAUGUUGAAGUCCCGUCCAACAAGAAGCCAAAGUUGGGGCAUGUGAAAGUCGAAUCUGCGGUUGGACAAACUUCGCAAUUGGAGAAGAUCCUGGCAAAUCUUUCUCCCAAAGCACCAUCGGGAUUCCGCGCAGAUUCUGAUCACCCCUCUCGCUCAUCCCGAAUGACCUCGUCGAACGACACAUUUCCAGCCGCAGAUACAGCUGGAAUUUCCAAUGGCUAUUCACAGGAUAACAAGAUGGUGGAGCUUAUUCGACUUAAGCAGGAACUACUUGCAGCCAAUUCCAAAAUUGCUCUACAAGAGCAAGAGCUUGCCCAAAACCGCGUGAUCAAGCACACUCUGGAUCAGGCUUUAGGCCCUCCAUCUGAGGCUGAGACUGGAAGUCGUGAGAUCACUGAACAGACCAUCAAUAGCUUGCAAAACGCUUUCAAUGCUUCCAACCCCUCGUUCGGCCAGUUUCAAGACACAUGGAAUUCACAGGAGGACUCGCGGUCCGAUGUCUCUGAUGCGUUGUCUUCUGGUGCUUACAGUCGUGCUCGUGGGCUUUGGAGCCAAAAUGGCCAGCCAUCUUUUGGUAUAAGCACUCAAGAUCCUGCCUUUGACAAAAUUUACGGGGAGCUCCUUCAGGGAGCUCACCCGGUGGCUCAAGACUCAGGUCGCUUUUGGGGUACUUCACCUGUGUGCCCGGCUGCUUUUGCUCCCCCAGGAGCCUUUCCGCCUCACAGAAUACUGUCGGGUCCCUCGAACAGUGGAUACGGUUUUUAUCAGCGACCACCAGGUGAACAAUCUCGUUCUUUCCAAGCCCCAAACCCCGGACCCCGCCGUUCUCUCACACAGGGAGGCCGUGGUGGGCCUAUUUUCUCGGCUCAGAGCACCACCUGGAGCAGUUUGAAUUCGGGACCUCCUAGUGAUCCAGCUCCCAAAUCCCCUGUGUCGCCAACCAGAUCAUCCAGCGCCUUUCAACCAUUUGGAAUGUAUCCAGUACCUUACCAUGCCCGGCCCGGUGCAACAACACUCUCCCCUACAGCGUCUGAGUUUACCACUGCUAACUCUAAUGUACCCCCUUGGGCAAGUUCUCCGAAUGGUGGAAGCUCCAUGCAAACCUACCUUUCACCCCUUGAGCCGCUCAACUAUAGACGUCUCCUUGAUAAAAAUGUUUCCUGUGACUGGAAAUAUAUUGUAGACAAAAUCGUGUGCAACAAUGAUCAACAAGCGUCUAUUUUCCUUCAGCAGAAGCUCAAAGUCGGCACCUCGGAGCAGAAGUUUGACAUCAUCCAGGCAAUUGUCAGCCAGGCAUACCCGCUCAUGAUAAAUCGCUUUGGGAACUUUCUUGUCCAACGUUGCUUCGAGCAUGGAACACCCGAGCAAAUCGUCGCCAUCGCCCAUGCGAUUCGGGGCAAUACCCUCAGCCUGAGUAUGGAUCCCUUCGGUUGUCACGUCAUUCAAAAGGCGUUUGAUUGUGUUCCAGAAGAGCAUAAAGCUGUCAUGGUUCACGAACUCCUUCGUAGGAUCCCGGAGACGGUGAUUCAUCGGUAUUCCUGCCAUGUUUGGCAGAAACUCUUUGAACUUCGAUGGAGUGGCGAACCUCCACAGAUCAUGGCGAAGGUGAAUGAGGCGCUAGAUGGGAUGUGGCAUGAAGUUGCCUUGGGAGAAACGGGGAGCCUGGUUGUGCAAAACAUUUUCGAAAACUGUGUCGAGGAAGAGAAGCGCCCGGCGAUCGAAGAAGUCUUGGGGAAGGUCGAUGUUCUUGCUCACGGCCAAUUUGGUAAUUGGUGCAUCCAGCACAUCUGCGAACAUGGAGCUCCUCACGACAAAAGCCGUGCGAUUGAACAUGUCCUCCAUUAUGCUGUGGAUUACAGCAUGGAUCAGUUCGCGUCGAAGAUUGUCGAGAAAUGUUUGAAAAUCGGAGGCACCGAAUUUUUGGACCGCUAUCUCUCUCGAGUAUGCACAGGUCGUGCAGAUCGACCCCGAAUGCCAUUGAUUGACAUUGCGGGAGAUCAGUAUGGCAAUUAUCUAAUUCAAUGGGUCCUCGUGAAUGCCGCACCUCACCAGCGUGAGCUUGUUGCCAGUCAUAUCCGUAAGCACAUGGUUUCGCUGCGGGGCUCCAAGUUUGGCUCCCGUGUCGCAAUGCUUUGUUGCAAUCCAUCCCAUGCCACACGCCCUGGCCCUGGCACCGGAAUGCAAGUUGGUCGCUUCAACCAUUUCAAUGAAGACAGAUUUCCCUCCGGUGCAUCCAAUGGUGGCCGUUUCACUCGUGGAAACCAAUGGAGUUCUGGCCCAUUCCAUUGA